CUAAAAAAGAGUAAAACUACAUUCUGUGUAUGAUCAAAUUUGUUGUAAGUGAUGACUAGCUUUCGGGAAAUGCGAUUUGAUGAUUUGUUCAAAAUUAACUCCUUAGUUUUCGAUGCUCUCACCGAGGUCUACAGCCUGACCUUCUUUGUGAAGCACCUCUCGCAGUUUCCAGGACUUUCCCAGGUGGCCGAAGCUCCAGGUCCUGAUGGCAGACCCAUGGGCUACAUAUUCGGCCAGUAUCAGGUCAAGAAAACCCAGGAACCCUAUGGUCAUGUGGCAGCACUGACUGUGUCACCCGAGUAUCGACGCCUUGGACUGGCCACAGCUCUCAUGGAUUACUUCUUUAUGGUCUCAGACCUCAAAGGAGCUUCCUACGUCAACCUCUUUAUGCGAACCAGCAAUCAGGCUGCCUAUCAGUUGUACACCUCCAUGGGCUAUGCUCAUCGGCAAACAUUCGCGGACUAUUAUCCGGAUGACCCGAUGCCGGAAAGUGCCUACGAAUUGAGAAAGUACGUUCGCCGCCCUAUGGAGGUUCAAUAGGGCGCCUUCAGAAUAAAUUAAAAGUUUUUUUUGGAUUGCAAAGCUAAUUAAAGAACAUCCAUUGAGGUGGAUUUUUUGAAAGGAAGAUCAAUUUCCGUUGACGCACAGAGCCGAACUAUAGGUCGAAAUAGAGAAAAAUGUUAAGUAGGG
Molecule: messenger RNA, 690 nt
Organism: Drosophila teissieri
Lineage: Eukaryota; Metazoa; Arthropoda; Insecta; Diptera; Drosophilidae
Product: N-alpha-acetyltransferase 20
Exons: 1
Coding region: 52-540 (162 amino acids)
Biological process (GO): N-terminal peptidyl-methionine acetylation
Cellular component (GO): NatB complex
Molecular function (GO): protein-N-terminal amino-acid acetyltransferase activity
Source: RefSeq, a predicted model, not a curated record